ACCCAACAUAUUGUACACUACCCAUUACGCAAUUCAUUCCAUCAUUCUUAUUGGAUCAGUGAGUUGUCCCUCGUUGCCUCUCAUUUAUCAAUUGACUGACGUCGAAAAAGUCAGAGAUCAAAACGAACGUACUCGAACUCGAAAGUUCAGACCAGCAAAUUACAUAUACUCUACACCGUCCACUAUGAGAAUUCGCACUAGUAAGACUGUUCAACAUCGCCGCGACGACUCUGAAGAGUCGACGAUUACGUCGCCUCAUUCAUUUACCGAGUACAUGAAUGAGUAUCCGGAAGCAGGUCCUAUUACAGAAGAGGAAGGUUAUUCACCCGAAACUGCAGUUAAGUCUGGAGCGGGCAAGAACGAACUUCCCGGACUUGGUCAAAAACAACAGCCUUCCGGAAAGGUUUCGCUUACAUCCGUUGGCGCCCUUCGGAGUGUAUUCGGUAAGCUGUAUCACGGUGACAAUGCUACAAAUAAGCAGACGGAUGUCAUUGAUGAACAGCAGCAAAAGAAGACCGACAAAACUAGUAACGGUCGGCAAGAAACCAAGGGGAAAGCGAAGAACGACGUCCCUGAGGAAGUCGAUAAUGAUGAUGACCUUGACUAUUUCCAACGCGACAUGACUUUGCUUGGAGGUACUAUUUAAUGACGAAGACCUGAGUUUAUGAAUCAAUGUUUGCAUGUAUUGGAAGCUAUGAGAGCUAAAUAAACGUGCAGCUUGCGAAACUAAGCGCAGAGAGCACAGGCGUUGUGCAGCAAACAUCGUCUGCCGCUGUGCUUGGUGCUGCGAUGUAGGAUAUGAUUAUAUUACGAAACAAGAAUUACAAUUGGCAUAUAUCCCA
This is a messenger RNA of Schizosaccharomyces japonicus yFS275, 842 nucleotides long. RefSeq lists its product as hypothetical. The transcript has a single exon. Lineage: Eukaryota; Fungi; Ascomycota; Schizosaccharomycetes; Schizosaccharomycetales; Schizosaccharomycetaceae. Bases 185 to 646 code for a protein of 153 amino acids. The record is from RefSeq and is a predicted model, not a curated record.